Podarcis lilfordi (Lilford's wall lizard) is the source of this 708-nucleotide messenger RNA. NCBI's taxonomy places the organism in Eukaryota, Metazoa, Chordata, Lepidosauria, Squamata, Lacertidae. The record is from the annotation of a GenBank genome assembly.
AUGAGUCCCUCAAGUGUCUUGAAGGGCACUGCUUUGAAACCUCACCCGCUCAACCCUGCUCGAAUAUUUUCCAGUGAGCCAUCCAAAGCCAAGCUGGACCCAUACAGUGGUGCCCUGAGUCCCUGGGACUGGACCAAGAACCAGACGGCCAUGGAGCACUUCAACCAGCGAGCUAAGAGGAAGCCCUCCAUGAAGGCUGGCCGAACCAAGAAGAUCUUUGGCUGGGGUGACUUCUAUUUCAACAUCAAGACCCUGAAGUUCAGCCUGCUGGUGACAGGCAAGAUCGUGGAUCAUAUAAAUGGCACCUUCAGCGUCUACUUUCGUCACAACUCCUCCAGCCUGGGCAAUGUCUCUGUGAGCAUUGUGCCACCCACCAAGGUAGUUGAGUUUGAUGUACUGGUUCCCCCUAUCCAAGCCCAGCACCUUCACCCUCAGCAGUCCACUUUAGCUGAGCCCAAGGAACCCAAGACCUUCAACUGUCACGUGGAAUAUGAGAAGACCAACCGGGCACGCAAGAAUAAGCCUUGCCUGUAUGACCCUUCUAAGAUCUGCUUCACCGAGCACACGCAGAGCCACGCCGCUUGGCUGUGUGCCAAGCCCUUCAAGGUCAUCUGCAUCUUCAUCUCCUUCUUCAGCAUCGACUACAAGCUGGUCCAGAAGGUCUGUCCAGAUUACAACUUCCAGAACGAGAACCCCUACUUUGGCUGA